Messenger RNA from Astyanax mexicanus (Mexican tetra), 4888 nucleotides. It is a transcript of the gene abcc10, whose product is annotated as ATP-binding cassette, sub-family C (CFTR/MRP), member 10. Lineage: Eukaryota; Metazoa; Chordata; Actinopteri; Characiformes; Acestrorhamphidae. Bases 121 to 4767 code for a protein of 1548 amino acids. The record is from RefSeq and is a predicted model, not a curated record. Gene Ontology annotation, biological process: transmembrane transport. Gene Ontology annotation, molecular function: ATP hydrolysis activity; ATP binding; ABC-type transporter activity. Gene Ontology annotation, cellular component: membrane. The transcript is spliced from 22 exons.
UAAGAGGAAGACUUUUAUUAUGAAAGGGGAUUUUGGGAAAUCCUCUGUGUAGUGACAGUACGAGGAAGCGGUGGGUUAAUCAGCGCUGCUGGACGCAGUUAUGCUCCAGACGUCCAGAUCAUGGGAGGAAAUGUAGCCUGGUUAAGGCCAUCUGACAUAAUAUCAGAACUGUGUCACACUGAUGUGGACAAUCCAUUCCCUGUGUGGCAGAAUGGCACACUGAGCCCAUGUUUCAACCAGAUCAUCUGUGGAUCACUGGCCCAUGUAUUCACUGCAGUCGUGAGUGCCUGCUACCUCAGUGUACCAAGAUUUGGAUACUCUCUGCCUUCGUUGGCUGUGGGUUGGAAUAUCAGGGCUGCCUCUGCCCUGCUGCUGCUUCUCCUGUUCAUUGGGGAUUUGGUGUUGGCACUUGAACUCCAUAAGCAGAGCAUAUACUUGGACAUCUUGACCAAUGGAUGUGCUAGCAUCGCAUGGCUGGUCCACUUUGGUGCUGUUUUGGCUCUGCAAGCAUCUGCCUACAGAAGGACGCGAGGGCCAGCACUAUUUGCGGUCUUGGCCGUUCUUCCAAUACCUAACUUUGCGUUUACCAUUGCUGCUUACGUCCAGGACAGUGAACAUCUCAAUACCUCAAACCCAUGGCAGGUUGUUCGUCUAGCCUUAACUGUGAGCAGAGCUGCCCUGGUCCUUGUGUACAUACUAGCCUUUACCUUUCCUUGUUACAAGCCGCGAGGAGAGUCUCUUCAUGUAAAUGCAGACGAUGUGGCUCCUCUUAUUGUCACAGAGUCUUAUGGAGGAGAAACGGUAGCAGAGGAUGGCUGCAGCUGCUUGUCCAGGUUUCUUUACCUUUGGUUGAACCCUCAGCUUAAGCAGGGUCAACGUGGGGAACUGGAAAGACCCUGUGAUGUUUUCCAGCUACCCCACAAACUUCGCACCAAAGCAGUAACUCAGCGAUUUGAUCAGUGUUGGACGCAGUGCUUGGCUGAACUUGCACUGAAAACAUCACAAGGUGUGCAGACACCUUCUCGAGAGAACCAGCAGGACAGUUUGGUUAACUGUGGUCAUGUCCAGGCUGGGGAACAUUCUGAGGAAAGCAGUCAGGACGAAGUAAAACUCUUGUGGGUGCUACACAAGGCUAUUGGAACACGUUACUACUUGUUGGGUCUGCUGAAGCUGUUAGCUAGCCUGCUUUCAUUCGCAGGACCACUGCUUCUCAGUGCAUUAGUGGGCUUUAUGGAGACCAAGGGGGCACCGCUGAGCAAAGGUGUGUGGGUUGCUGUCGGUCUCUUCUUGACCACGUUCCUGGCAGCAUUCCUGCGCAACAUCUUCGUGUUUGAAGUGUCCAAGGUGGCUCUGGAGGCUCGGGCCGCUGUGGUGUCCACCAUCUACGCCAAAGCCCUGCAGGUCAGCGGCUCGGCCCUCGCCCGCUUCAGCAUGGGUGAGGUGGUCAACUUCAUGAGCACAGAUACAGACCGCUUGGUCAAUUUCUUCCGCAGUUUCCACGAAGUAUGGAGUCUUCCUUUCCAGUUUGCCCUUGCCCUUUACCUGCUAUAUCUGCAAGUGGGCGUAGCUUUUCUGGGAGGACUGUGUGUGGCUGUUUUGCUCGUGCCACUGAAUAAGUUACUGGCAGCUCGCAUCCUGGAGAACAACAAGCAAAUGCUAAUCCACAAAGACAGCAGAGUGAAGAUAAUGACCGAAGUCCUGUUUGGAAUUCGAGUUCUCAAGUUCUAUAACUGGGAGGAGCAUUUUACGCAGAAGAUAAAUGAAAGUCGCAAAAAAGAGCUGAGUCACCUGAAGGCCUUGAAGUACCUGGAUGCAGUGUGUGUGUAUACCUGGGCUGCUCUUCCUGUUGUCAUCUCGAUCCUCACCUUCCUGACCUAUGUGCUGCUUGGAAACACUCUCACUGCAGCUAAGGUUUUCACCACUCUGGCUCUGGUGGGGAUGCUUAUUCUGCCACUCAAUGCUUUUCCCUGGGUUCUUAAUGGCACACUGGAAGCUAAAGUAUCUCUGGACCGCAUUCAGCGCUUCCUCCUUCUGCGUAAUCAGGACUUUGCUGCCUACUACAGCCAGGUUUCUCCUGAAGAUCCUCUUACGUCCAUACAGAUGACCCAGGCAAAUUUUUCCUGGAAUAGAUCAGAUGAUUUAAAUUCUGACUCUGAUGGGGAGGACAGGGGUCCAACAGGCAGUCUGUAUCUCCACAAUCUUAACUUAAGUGUCAGAAAGGGUUCUCUGGUUGUUGUGGUGGGAAAGGUUGGUUGUGGGAAGAGCUCCCUAUUAGCUGCCAUCACUGGAGAGCUGAACAGGUGUGGUGGUGUGGUGCAUGUCCAGGGCAGAGAGAAGGGCUUUGGAUUAGCAGCCCAGGAGCCGUGGAUCCAGCAUGCAACAGUGCGAGACAACAUCUUGUUUGGAAAGGACUUUGACAGUGGCUUCUAUCAGGCUGUGCUUGAAGCAUGUGCUCUCACUGAUGAUCUCAAUGUGUUGCCUGAUGGGGAUCAGACAGAGGUAGGAGAGAAUGGUGUGACUCUCAGUGGAGGACAGAAAAGUCGACUCGCUUUGGCCCGGGCUGUUUAUAUGGACAAGGAUAUAUAUCUGCUGGAUGAUCCUUUAGCAGCAGUGGAUGCUGAUGUGGCCCAGCAUCUAAUGGAGAAGUGCAUUCUCAGAAUUCUGAAGAACAAAACUAGAAUCCUUUGCACUCAUCGAAUAGAGUUUGUGGAGAAGGCAGACGUGGUGGUACUGAUGGACGGUGGAACGGUUGUAAAAACAGGAACACCCAAAGAAGUCUUAUCUCUGGUGAAACCUGAAUCAGAUGGCAGUAAGAAUGAAGGCAAAGUAAAAGGCAAAGAUAAAGACAACCAAGAAGAAGAAGAAGAACUGACCAAUGAGCCAGUUCCAGAGGAGAGGCUAACCACCAUCGGGGAGGAGCAGAAGCAGACUGGUGGGCUUGCCUGGACCGUCUAUAAGUCCUAUUGGAGAGCAGUGGGCGGGUGUAUGGCCUUUUCUGUCCUUUUGUCCCUUCUCCUCAUGCAAGGCACUAAGAAUGUGUCGGACUGGUGGCUGUCGUAUUGGAUCUCCAACGUGAAGACUAACGGGUCAGAGUUGGUGUCUUUGAUGGCAGGUCCUCUCUCUGCCUCUGUGCUGCUCCUUCCAGAUAGGCCAGUGUUCCCUGUACCGCUGCUGCACUUUAAUCCACUCAGUAAUAUGAGCUCUGAGCUCAAGUUCUACAUGACCGUGUACGGUUCUCUAGCUGCAGCCAAUACCGUCUUUACAGCAGCUCGUGCCUUCCUCUUUGCUUAUGGAGCGAUCCAUGCUGCCACUGUUAUUCAUAAAAGACUGCUGAGUAACGUGCUAAAGGCGACAGUGACAUUUUUUGACACGACACCCCUGGGGCGUAUUCUAAAUCGCUUCUCCUCGGACGUCUACACCAUAGACGACUCACUGCCAUUCGUCCUUAACAUCCUUCUAGCCAAUGUGUUUGGGCUGCUGGGGAUGUUGGUGGUCAUGAGUUAUGGUCUACCCUGGGUGCUGCUCCCUCUGGUGCCACUAGGCUUGCUGUAUUACCAAACACAGAGGUUUUAUCGCCACUCGUCCCGGGAGCUGAAGCGGUUGUGCAGCCUCACACUUUCCCCAGUGUACUCGCACUUCUCAGAGACCCUCAGUGGCUUGGCAACAGUCAGGGCUAGUGGACACGUUGCUAGGUUUGAGGAGGAGAACGAAAGGCGUCUAGAUGAGAACCAGCGCUGUGUGUUCAUCAGCAAUGCUGCCGGGCAGUGGCUUGACAUUCGACUGCAGAUGAUCGGAGUUGCUGUAGUGACCGGCAUCAGUAUAAUUGCUGUGAUUGAGCACCAGAUCAGAUCCAUUGAUCCAGGUCUGGUUGGUCUGGCUCUGUCGUACGCCUUGUCUAUCACUAACCUGCUGUCAGGGCUGAUCUUCAGCUUUACCCAGACUGAGAUGCAGCUGGUGAGUGUGGAGCGCACUGAGGAGUACUCCACCAACAUUCCACUGGAACCACAACAUUGCAGCACAGCGGUUCCAUCCUCUUGGCCAGAGCACGGUCGGGUGGAGUUUAGAGGAGCUGUGAUGGCGUAUCGGCCUGGCUUGCCCAAUGCCCUGGAUGGAGUGAGCAUGGCGAUGUUGCCAGGUGAGAGGGUGGGUGUAGUUGGACGCACAGGCUCGGGGAAGUCCUCGCUGUUCUUGGCUCUGUUCCGUAUGGUGGAACUGAAUCAGGGACAGAUACUGCUGGAUGGGAAGGACAUCGGUCAGGUUGGCCUGUCUCAGCUUAGGUCCAAGCUAGCCAUCAUCCCUCAGGAUCCCUUCCUCUUCUCCAGUUCAGUUAGAGAGAAUCUUGACCCCAGUGGCCGUUACAUUGAUCAGCGGCUACUUGAUGCUCUGGAACAGUGCCACCUGACAGAUGUGGUCCAGAGAAUUGGAGGGUUGGAUGCAGAGGUGGGAGAAAGAGGAAAAUCUCUUUCAGUUGGCCAAAGGCAGCUGCUCUGUCUCGCUCGUGCUCUUCUAACUGAAGCAAAUGUUUUAUGUAUUGAUGAGGCCACGGCUAGUGUAGAUCACAAAACGGACAUGCUUCUACAGAAGACUAUCCGAGAACGAUUCAAGGACAAGACUGUCCUUACCAUCGCCCACAGACUGAAUACAAUUAUGGACUCUGAUAGAGUUUUGGUGAUGCAUGCUGGGAAGGUGGUGGAGUUUGACAGCCCAGCUGUUCUGUGCCAAAGAGAAGAUUCAGUUUUCAAGAAACUACUUUGUGGAACCGACUGAUGGACUGAUUUUAUCAUCUAUUGUUUUACAGUCACUGGAAUUCAGCCAGAUUUCACACAGCAAGCUAAACAUCAGUGGUCCUGUUUAUAUAUAUAUAUAUAUAUAUAUAUAUACACACUAU